CUAACUUUGAGGUGUGAUUCCGAUCUCAUCGAUGGUCCAGUGACGGCGGUUGACGGGUUGUUCUACUCAUCAACAAUGUAUUACUAUCUCAGUAAGUAUAAUCUAAUUGUGGCACAGUGACUUCCAAAUGUUUGACAAAAGUCUGCAACCAAAAAGGUCAAAAAACCUUCCUUGCUUUCUCCCCUUGUGAGUUGUGUGGGUCACUCUCGCUCUCAUGGUCAGUAGUAGUAGGUGCACACUCAUAAAUGACCAAAACCAAAGCAAUCUCACUCUCCACCAUUUCCACCACUGUUGACAAAGAAAAAAACCUCUCAAUCACAAAAUGCCCAAACCUCAGCCGCAAUCCUUGUGCGCCCUUCUCCUGCUGCAUUUCCUGCUCUGCUCCUCAAUUCCAGAUCCAAAAUCCGGCGAAUUUGCCUGCGCGGGAAAGAUCGGCGAGUGCGCCGCGGCGGAGGAGGAGGUGAUGGAUUCAGAGAGCAAUCGGAGGGCAUUGCAGUUACGGCGGAGAUACAUCAGCUACGACACACUGAGACGAGACAUGGUGCCGUGCGAUCGGCCAGGAGCUUCGUAUUACAACUGCAAGGCCGCCGGCGUCGCCAAUUCCUACGGCAGAGGCUGCGAGAUCAUCACGAGAUGCGCCAGGGGAGAUUGAUGGAGCUAAUUUUUCUUUUCUUUUUUUUGCAGAGCGCUGUUUAUGGUAAAUUAUUUUUUUACCGACUUGCUUGUUUUUGGGAAAAUGUUAAUGUCAUUUGAUUUCAGAAUUUUGUCAAAUGCAAGUUUAUUGGAAUUCAGUUUAACUA
Salvia hispanica is the source of this 800-nucleotide messenger RNA. Its product is annotated as protein RALF-like 24. Gene Ontology annotation, cellular component: plasmodesma. Gene Ontology annotation, biological process: calcium-mediated signaling. NCBI's taxonomy places the organism in Eukaryota, Viridiplantae, Streptophyta, Magnoliopsida, Lamiales, Lamiaceae. The record is from RefSeq and is a predicted model, not a curated record.